Molecule: messenger RNA, 451 nt
Organism: Paramecium tetraurelia
Lineage: Eukaryota; Ciliophora; Oligohymenophorea; Peniculida; Parameciidae
Exons: 3
Biological process (GO): cellular response to nitrogen starvation
Source: RefSeq, a predicted model, not a curated record
AUGCAAACUUCAUUAACCUACUCAUUAGGAUUAAAAAAUGAUUCCAAUUAUUAGUUUCUCACGAAGCACACUCUUGCCAAAAGGAAAGAAUUGUCGGAUAAAUAUAACAAUGGCUAAUAAGUUGCUGUAAUUUGCGAACCACAUCGUUUAUAUAGAUAAGCAUGGGCAGGUGCUGGCCCUCAACUUCCAACAUUGGUGUGUGUGUUUAGCAAAAAGGAUCCAGUCUCUUCUAUUUUCCAGACUUUAAAAGCCAAACUCAAAAUCAACUAAGAGACUACAUUAUAUUUACUUUGCAAUAAUUACAUUUUGUAAUAUGAAUAAUCCAUUGGAUAGGUCUACGAUAAAUAUAAGAAUCACGAUGAUGGACUUUUAUACAUCAAAUAUAGUUCUUAAGAAACUUUCGGAAACUGAUUGAUAUUAUUAAUAAUAUGACAUUUGAGUAUAUUGAUAA